Guyanagaster necrorhizus is the source of this 708-nucleotide messenger RNA. RefSeq lists its product as uncharacterized. The coding region runs from base 231 to 602 and encodes 123 amino acids. The record is from RefSeq and is a predicted model, not a curated record. The transcript has a single exon. Lineage: Eukaryota; Fungi; Basidiomycota; Agaricomycetes; Agaricales; Physalacriaceae.
AUGUUACUUCCGGGUGCAUCAUGCACCAUUAGCGAGGUGGCCUGUCCAUACUUGUUAUCCUGCUCUGGCGUGUACUUUCCUUACCUCUUUCUCUUUGCAUAUUUGCGAACUAUAUCAUUUUCUGGCCUUUUUCCUGGGCAUUGCUCCUAGGGCACCGAGUUUUUCGUUUGCGGCGACGUUGGGUGUUUGUUAAUCUAGAAAAGCGGCAAAAUUCUACAAGUGUCUUUCUUAUGUUCCUCAUCUCUUCUACCCGUUUCUUACAUACACGUUCCCAGACUGAUGCAUCUUUGCAGUGGCUCAUGGGCGUCCUUCUCUCACACCGGUUUAGAACGCGCGGCAUCCCUUCGACGAUACCAUGCCAUGGUGGGCUGCGUCGCUCCAUGAUCUCUUUUUUCGUGCGAAUAGUCCCUUGGUUCCUUGUUUUCCUGUCUUCUGCUGGACGAUUGCUCCGACUGAACGCCGCAGAUAGCCAUCGCGAUGACUCAGGGUUCUCAGGCUCUAUCUACUUCGUGGACUUCUCUCUCAUGCUUUCUUUUGUCUCUUCUCUUUGCCAGUUACACCAGGAUCACUCGCUUAAAAGACGUUCUGACCAUGGUUACUGAUUAGCGCGACCUCGUCCAAUGCACACAAUUGCCUGGACACAGACGUGGCUGUCCUUCUGCUGGGUGGUUAUGUGAGACGUUUUGACGUUUUUCAUCUUUUGCUCGC